GUUCGCCAUGACGUAUUUCCUGAGGGGCUAUGUGAUGUGGACCCCUCAGCUGUUUUGAGAGGGUUCAUACAAUUAUGUUUUUAUUUUAUUUUGUAACCAUUAACAAUGUAGUAUGAUAGUUGUAAGACUAUAUUCGAUGAAUUAGUAUAUCGAAGAAGACAGGGGGUCAUGCGUAAUGUAAACGGGAAUUGGUAAACCUACAGAAUAAACCCUCUUAAGGCAUUGGAAAGUUUCCUGAUAAUUGAGGCGCUCAUGGGGUGUUUUGUACUGGUGUACCUUCGUUCCUGGAAGAGGCCAGACUAGUUGCUUAGUGCGAGGAGUGUGCUUUGCCUGUCAUCGGCAUUGCCUUGUCCCUAUCAACGGAGACACUCGGGCUGUAACUGUCUGUGUCCGCCAAAAGGGCAUUACGAGCCUGGCUGUAACGAUAGCUGAAACAUGACGCCGUCGACGUUGAUCCCGGUUGUUGUUCUGUGAGAGUGGGUUUGUGUGCAAUUAUAUUCCGAUAACCGUCCAAAUCGGAAAGAUCAGAGAACCAGAAGGCUGGGAUUAAACACGGGAAAAAUUGUGUGAAAGAGCGCGUGCUCUGAGCGCCGCAGAAUCGCAGUAGGCUACAUUGUAUCAAGUAGUUGUAGCUGAUAACGCGAUACAGUGUUGCUUCACUGAAAUACCAGCGGGAGACGAUUCAGGAACGUCUUGUAUUCGAAGUUUAUCGCCCAGCUGUAUGCAGUUGUCAAGGACAUUUGUGUGACUGUCCUGUGCGGUCUCUCUCCACCCCCGGCCUAUCAUAAAGACGCUGAGCUCAGGGACUGCGCUGCUGUAGGACCCCAUGGCUCUGGGCCUUCCAUCCUCCUCCAUGGGCCCCUGGUCCCGGCUUGCUGAGCGGCUGCUGUUGGGGUUCCUGCUGGUGUCUGGGCUGGGCAUGGCCCUUGGUCAGAGGGUUUACACCAACACAUGGGCCGUCCACAUCGCUGGAGGACCACACGAGGCUGACCUCAUUGCCAGUAAACACGGCUUCGUCAACCAUGGCAAUGUAUUUGGUGACAUCUAUCACUUCCGGCACCGUUCUGUGGAGAAGAGGUCUCUGUCGGGUCACCGAGGGACGCACGUCCGUCUACAAAAAGAGCCUCAGGUGACGUGGGCAGAACAACAGGUGGUGAAGAGUAGGAAGAAGAGGGACAUCUACACGGAGCCCUCAGACCCCAAGUUUACUCAGCAGUGGUACCUGUACAAUGCUAAUCAUCGUGACCUGAAUGCUAAAGGUGCAUGGGAGCUGGGCUACACUGGGAAGGGAGUGGUGGUGUCCAUCCUGGACGAUGGUAUAGAGAAGAACCACCCAGACCUUAUAUCAAACUAUGACCCAGACGCCAGCUAUGAUGUGAACGACGGAGAUCCAGACCCUCAGCCACGAUACACACAACUCAACGAUAACCGGCAUGGGACUCGUUGUGCAGGCGAGGUGGCAGCGAUGGCCAACAAUGGGAUCUGUGGAGUCGGAGUGGCCUACAACGCCAAGAUUGGAGGAGUGCGUAUGCUGGACGGCGAGGUGACCGACGUGGUGGAGGCCCAGUCUCUCAGUCUGAACCCACAGCACAUCCACAUCUACAGUGCCAGCUGGGGCCCCGAGGAUGAUGGGAAGACGGUGGAUGGGCCCGCCAAGCUCGCCAAGGAGGCCUUCCUGCGUGGAGUGACCGAGGGUCGUGGGGGCCUGGGCUCCAUCUUUGUGUGGGCAUCAGGGAACGGCGGGCGUGAGAAGGACAGCUGUAACUGUGAUGGCUACACCAACAGCAUCUACACCCUGUCCAUCAGCAGCUCCACCCAGAACGGCAACGUACCCUGGUACAGCGAGGCCUGCUCCUCCACCCUUGCCACAACCUACAGCUCUGGCAACCUCAACGAGAAACAGAUAGUGACAACGGACCUCAGACAGAAGUGUACUGACACCCACACGGGCACCUCCGCCUCGGCUCCACUGGCUGCUGGGAUCAUCGCCCUUGCACUGGAAGCCAAUAAAAACCUGACAUGGCGGGACAUGCAGCACUUGGUUGUGAGGACCUCUCAUCCCGCUCACCUCCUCACCAACGACUGGAAUACCAAUGGGGUCGGCCGAAAAGUGAGCCACUCAUAUGGGUAUGGUCUGCUUGAUGCCAGUGCGAUCGUGGCUCUGGCUGAGAACUGGACCAACGUUGGGCCCCAGAAAAAAUGUGUGCUGUCCAUGGUGGCAGAGCCCAGGAACAUUGGGAGCCACCUGCUGAUCACCAAGACAGUGGACGGCUGUGUUGGGACAGCCAACCAUGUGAGCUCCCUAGAACAUGCCCAGGCCCAGCUCACCCUCUCCUACAACCGCAGGGGCAACUUGGGCAUCUACCUGACCAGCCCACAGGGUACCCGCUCCACACUGCUCGCUCCCAGGCCUCAUGACUACUCAUCAGAGGGCUUUAAUGACUGGGCUUUCAUGACCACACACUCCUGGGACGAGGACCCCCGGGGGGAGUGGACCCUGGAGAUGGUAAACGUGGCAGGGGCCAGCGACUAUGGCACUCUGACUCAGUUCACCCUGGUGCUGUAUGGUACAGGCUCAGACUCUCCCAGCUCCACAGCCAAGGACCUCUCUCAGUCCAGUAACGGCAGCUGUAAGACUUUUGACCUACAGCAGAUCUGCAUUGAGUGCAAUGGUGGCUACUACCUCUUCCAGCAGGGCUGUGUGAGGGGCUGUCCAGCCGGCUACACCGCAGGCUCCCAGCUCCUCAGUUACACCAUUGGGAACUCUGUGGAUCCAGCCUCGGUCCCCUCCUGCCUGCCCUGCCAACCCCCCUGCCUGACCUGCAGCGGCCUCAGCCCCAGCGCCUGCCUCUCCUGCCCCCCUCACAGCCACCUGGACCCUGUUUCCAGCACCUGCCUGCACCUCAACCAGAUCCAGAGGGAGUCCCCCGGGAACUUCAUGGUGGGCCAGGGCGACACCGGUCCCCGCCCAGAGCUCAGCUCCCGCCUGCCCGUCACCAUCGCCGUGCUCAGCUGCAUGAUCAUCAUGGCCACCUUCGCUGGGGUGUUCGUUCUGCUGCAGCUGAGAUCUGGAGUCCUGGCCAAACUGCCCUCACUGGAGGAGGCCGGCUCAGGCCUGAGGGGGGGCUUCGGCCUGGGGGGCAGCAGCAGAAUGGUGUCGUACCGCGGUAUCCCUACAGUGUGGGGCGACGAGGGGGUGAACACUGACUCCGACAAUGAUGAGUUUGACGUCCACAAUGAGAAGACUGCCUUUAUCAAAACACAAAGUGCUCUUUAACCCCCUCCUGUCUUAUAAUUCCUUCUUUCUACAGCCUCUCCCCCAAUCACUCUGAGUCGUCUAAUUCCGGGAUCCCUGUCCUCCUCAUGGUCUCCUCUGGUUUCUCUUUCCCUGUUUCACUCCCUCCUUCUUCCUCUCAUCGGGUUUCAUUCCCCAGGUUUAGUGUUCCACUCUGUAGUGGGUGACGUGAUGCGAGACUGGAGUCACGUGGAACAGGGAUGGCCUGGGCGCGCUCGGCGCUCGCUUCACACUCGGGUGCUUUUCUAUUAAACUGUCUCUCUGUGCCCUUUCGCCCUCAAUCACCAUCAGACAGAGUGUUUUCUGAACACAGCCCAUUUCCCGGACAGCUCCAGGGUUUCCCUGUCACAAUAAACAAACCAUUAUUGUUUGCUCUCUCCCUUUUUUUCCUUCUUCGGUUCCAGUGCAGUAGCCAGAUGAGAUUGUAAAUUGGGGGUACACUGUGUGUGUGUGUUGAGUGGACAGUAAGAUCGGGGUAGGGUCAGGUUCUGAGAAGCCACAGUGGAGUCGUCAAAGUCCCACGGUUUUGGUGAAUCAGCCCCAGGCCCUCCCUGAGCUGGGGAGUGUCCAUGCUGCAGUAUGACUGUGUCUCUCUCUCAGCUCUGGCUGGAUACAAGGCUUUGAGUCCAUGAGACUAGCAUGGGGGGGGGUUCUGGCCGAGUGCUCGCUCGCUGCCAGAACUCCAAAGAUAGGUCGCAGUUCACCUAACUAGGCUGCCACACUUUACUGGGCCUCAGAAUUUUGACCAAAAUAAUAUUGCCUCUAUGAUUAAAACCCCAUUCCCAAGGAAAAAAGUACCUAGGACUAAUUAAAUUGGCUUUCCACUUAAGUCUUUUAAUUGCUCAGCUUCUGAGUGUGAGCGUGUUAGUGAGAUGUAUUGUGGAUGGGGCUCAGUACAGUAGAAGUGACUUUUAACACAAGGGUUUCUCUGAGCAGCUAUACAGGUAGUGAGAGGAGUGUGUGGUAGAGAGAAGGGUUUUACGCACUGCAGAGGAGAGAGAGAGAGAAUAACACAGUCUGGCCAUGAUUACCAGACAGGGCACUCUACUCUCUCUACUCUGCUGUUCUUUUAAUGCUGUUCAUUACACACACUUUGCACUAUGUUGGUCUUAUGUGUUUUUGUGUGUCUGAGUGUGUGCCGGCCAAGUGUGUGAGCAGCUGUCCAGUUGAGCAAAAGGAAGGAAUGACCACAUUAGGAAUACUAAGGAUGUGGUUGUGUUUGUAGGCUGAGUUAUGAUACUGGUUGGCCUAUGUAGUUUCCCUGUCUGCUGUUCUUUAAAGAACUGCCUAUUUCAAAGAACUGAGGUUGGCUAUAAUAAGCAAACUUCUUUUAACAUCUUUUAUCUCUCUAUGAGACUUAUCACUGCUUUUCUCCACUCGCCCUCCAGUCGUCAUCAGGGGUGUCGAUGCAAACUACAGAUAAUCUGUUUUAUAUACUUGCCAAUUAAUUAUAUCCUGAAUGACACUACAGCUCAGAUGUGUUCCAAGGAAGUAUUUUUUUUCUAUUCAAACUGUGUCUUUAUUGAAAAACUUAAGUGAAUAUUUGGCUGCAUAUCUUCCUUCUACAAUCUUCUGUACCUCAUUAAUUCAUCCAUUGGACAAAUAAUGGAUCCAUCCAUCUUUUUUUUUCUUUUAUGUUGAAGUUAUUUUUCAUUUCCAGCAGAUAAUAGGGGGCUUCGCUGAGAGGGGUUGUCAUAGUGACAACAUGCAUAAAAGAUUGAUGCAGCUGCUCAUCCCGUCCUCACUCGGAUCACACAGCAACGGCAGCAGAGUAUAUGUGUUACAUAGCGAUGAUGAAGGAUUAUAUAGGUCAAAGGUGAAAGCUUUUCAGAGAAGGAUAUCUCUUUUGAACUGUAGGAGUUUUCCUUUCACUGAUUUUACACUUCUACAGUAAUAAUAAGACUGAAACGUCUUUAUCUACAGUGCCAGGGCUGUAGGGCUGCAGUCUCUCUUCUUUUUUCUCUCUCUCCUCCCCUACUCUGUCUCGGCACAAUUUAAAUGUAAAUUAAUAUAUCCUGAUUUAUGCCCUCUGAAUAUAUUGUUUUCAGGAUUGUUUUUUAAGGUGGUGGGGGGGGGGGUGAUCCCUGUGCUUUAAAUCUUAUGUAAUUAUAAACAUUGCUGAGGAAGACAGUCUUCCAUACACAGAUUGGGGAGUUGCUAUCCUCUGAAUGCAAAGUAAUGACGGCCAACUUUGAGCAAAAUAUGUAAUUAUUACAGAGAUGGAAUAGUGUGCCAUUUAGCCCUGGCUGAUGUAAGGUGCAGUAAUGCUGUCAUUAAUGAUAAUUUUUUCCCUUAAAAUUAAGAAGUAACAGAUAAAUCCUAAGAGAUUUUUCUUCCUACCAGAAUUAUAGUUGAGCCGCGGCUGAGGCAAUCAUUUGAAUGUCCCAACGUACUUCCCCCACUUACAUUCGUUUCAUCUAAGUUGGUCACUCCUGAAUGUGGAAAUCUCUAUUGCAUUAUAACAGUAUGUCUAAGGAAACGGACAGCUGCUGGGGAGGAGGUUGCGCCCUUUGCAGUGCAGCCUCAAUACUACAUCUGACUGCAGCAGAGUUUCUGGCAUUACCAAAGACAGGGCAAUUUAGAGUUGUGUACAGUUCUGCUUCAGAUUGCUGAGCCUGAGUUAGGGAGAUGACGCAAUCUGAGGUUUUCUAUAUGCAUUGAUUCAAAUCAGAUGAAUGUCCUCCUUUUUUUUUUUUUAACUCUUUGUUAUUCCUGCUUUUUAAUGCAGAGACCUUUCCCUCCACUCCCUGCUUGGUGACGGUGGUGGAGCAGAGACAUUCUGUAUGCUGAGAUGCAGGGUUGGAUGUGGAGGGAGCAGAUUAAGAAUGUAUCCCAUCCCCAUACACUAAAGGGCUGAAUGAGGCUGUGUGUGUGUUAUAACUACAGAAGAAACACACUCAUGAGGGUUAAACAGAGCUCUGGACAUACGGACCAUCCAGCUCUGUCCACCUCUCCUUAUCAAGUCUUUGGCCUGGGGCUACAUAUUAUACCUUACAGAAACAGUGACCUAUGAAUAAUGUAAAAGAAUGACUACCUUAGAUGGGACAGAACUCUAAAAUAAGGCCUAUUUUUGUACUAUAUAUGGUGCAGUGUAAUUUUCUUGUAAUUUAAAGAUUUUUUUUUUGCUCUUGUUAAAUUUGUCCUUUUUAUUUAAUUGAUAGAUUCUAUAAAAAUAAAGAUCUAUGCAAACUUGA
Messenger RNA from Oncorhynchus tshawytscha (Chinook salmon), 6489 nucleotides. RefSeq names its product furin-1. NCBI's taxonomy places the organism in Eukaryota, Metazoa, Chordata, Actinopteri, Salmoniformes, Salmonidae. Gene Ontology annotation, cellular component: Golgi membrane; trans-Golgi network. Gene Ontology annotation, biological process: peptide hormone processing. Bases 827 to 3277 code for a protein of 816 amino acids. The transcript has 16 exons. Gene Ontology annotation, molecular function: serine-type endopeptidase activity. The record is from RefSeq and is a predicted model, not a curated record.